CACAAUAGCAGCUCCCUCCAAGAUGGCGGCGGCGACGGCGGACCCGGGAGCUGGGAGCCCGCAGGCUGGAGACUCCUCCGGCGGGAGUACGGGGGGCGGGUUGCCGUCCCCGGGGGAGCAGGAGCUGAGCCGGCGCCUGCAGCGCCUGUACCCAGCUGUCAAUCAGCACGAGACGCCGCUACCGCGCUCGUGGAGCCCCAAGGACAAGUACAACUACAUCGGCCUCUCCCAGGGCAACCUCCGCGUCCACUACAAAGGUCAUGGCAAAAAUCACAAAGAUGCGGCCUCAGUUCGUGCCACCCACCCCAUACCUGCUGCCUGUGGCAUUUAUUACUUCGAGGUGAAGAUUGUCAGCAAAGGAAGAGAUGGGUACAUGGGAAUAGGACUCUCAGCUCAAGGCGUCAACAUGAACAGACUUCCUGGUUGGGACAAACAUUCCUAUGGCUACCAUGGCGAUGAUGGGCAUUCCUUCUGCUCCUCAGGGACUGGCCAACCCUAUGGUCCCACAUUCACCACAGGAGAUGUGAUUGGCUGCUGUGUCAACCUGAUCAACGGCACCUGCUUCUACACCAAGAAUGGCCACAGCCUUGGUAUAGCCUUCACAGACCUCCCGGCCAACUUGUACCCCACCGUAGGCCUGCAGACGCCGGGGGAGAUUGUGGACGCCAACUUUGGGCAGCAACCCUUCCUGUUUGACAUUGAGGACUACAUGCGGGAGUGGCGUGCCAAGGUCCAGGGCACUGUCCACUGCUUCCCCAUCAGUGCCCGGCUUGGCGAGUGGCAGGCGGUGCUGCAGAACAUGGUCUCAUCUUACCUGGUGCAUCAUGGGUAUUGUGCCACGGCCACGGCUUUUGCCCGAAUGACUGAAACCCCGAUUCAGGAAGAACAGGCGUCCAUAAAGAACAGACAAAAGAUCCAGAAGUUGGUGCUGGACGGCCGUGUGGGCGAGGCCAUUGAGACUACACAGCGCUUCUACCCAGGGCUGCUGGAGCACAACCCCAACCUGCUCUUCAUGCUGAAGUGCCGACAGUUUGUGGAGAUGGUGAAUGGGACCGACAGUGAGGUCCGUGGCUUGAGCUCCCGAAGCCCCAAGUCUCAGGACAGCUACCCUGGUUCCCCCAGCCUCAGCCCCCGCCACGGCCCCAGUAGUUCCCACAUGCACAACACAGGCGCAGACAGUCCCAGCUGCAGCAAUGGCGUCGCAUCUACCAAGAGCAAACAGAACCACAGUAAAUACCCUGCACCCAGCUCCUCCUCCUCGUCCUCCUCCUCCUCGUCCUCCUCCUCCCCAUCCUCCGUCAAUUACUCCGAGUCCAACUCAACAGACUCCACCAAGUCCCAGCCCCACAGCAGCACCAGUAACCAGGAGACCAGUGACAGUGAGAUGGAGAUGGAGGCAGAGCAUUACCCCAAUGGUGUGCUGGAGAACAUGUCCACACAUAUUGUCAAUGGUGCUUACAAACAUGAGGACCUGCAGACGGAUGAGUCCAGCAUGGACGAUGGGCACCCUCGGCGGCAGCUCUGUGGGGGCAACCAGGCUGCCACAGAAAGGAUUAUCCUCUUUGGCCGCGAGUUACAGGCACUGAGUGAGCAGCUGGGCCGGGAGUAUGGCAAGAAUUUGGCUCACACGGAGAUGCUACAGGAUGCCUUUAGCCUGCUAGCAUACUCGGACCCCUGGAGCUGCCCAGUUGGCCAGCAGCUUGACCCCAUCCAGAGGGAGCCUGUGUGUGCUGCCCUCAACAGCGCCAUCUUAGAGUCCCAGAACCUGCCAAAGCAGCCUCCUCUGAUGCUCGCCCUGGGUCAGGCAUCUGAAUGUCUCAGGCUUAUGGCCCGAGCGGGCCUGGGAUCUUGCUCCUUUGCCAGAGUUGACAACUACUUGCACUAGCUGACCAUGCUGGCUAGCCCUGCCUGACGCUCCCUUGGCACCAAGGCUGGAGCAGCCCUACCCUCCACAGGCAUCAGGUGCAGGACCUGGAAGCCAUGGGCAGGGUCCACUCCUCCUGCCUGGCCUUCCCCCUUCUGUUUCUUCCCUUCCUUCCUUCCUUCCCUUCCUUCCUUUUCCUCCUCCCUCAGUCUCUCUCUCCCUUCACGUGCAGUGGCCUAUGACACAGUAUUGGCUGGUUACUCUUAUGUAGCGCCGCCUUCUUUGAAAGGGGGGGUUUGUUUUGAAGAGGGUUGGAGUUUUUAAUCUUUUUUUCCCCUCCUGACUGAGCCACCAGUAUUUAUCUCUGGAGAGUUUGUGCUGAGCUGGUUUCUGCUGAUUUAGUGAUGAAGCCUAUCCAAAUUGGUGAUAGCUUAUUAUUUUCAUAAGUAAAAAAAAAUGAGAUUAUAUAUAUAUAUAUAUAAAAAAAGAAAAAACAAAAAACAACACAGUAUUUAUCGUAGUGUUAGCACCUCUUGGGUGAGGCUGUCCAGAAACCGUAUGUUUUUAUUCAAAUCCCACUCAUUAAAAAAGAAUCAUCUUUGCCACCUUAGACAAGUCAUUUGUUUCUUUUAGGCUCCACCUUUAUUGAACCACAGGUUCAGCUGCAGCCUAGGGAAGCUGAAUAGGACUUUGAGGAGUGGCAGGGGUCGGGCUAAGUAGGUGUGCGACAUCCCGAGAGGUAUGGGGCCCUAGGCCUUUGAGAGCUGUACUGUGCAGAGAGCUCAGUGCUGAGGGUCCAGAGAGGAGACAAGCUGGCCUAGGGCCACAUAGCAAGCGAGUAGAUGGUCCUUGGCCAGCACACUACCAUUCUACCCUGCCUCUCACUGCCUGCCUCACUCCUUUUCUCUCUUCCCAUUUUUGUACCCUACUUUUCCUUGUUCUCAAGAUGGCCAAAUAAUUCAUUUAUUCUAAAUUGAUUGCCUGGAAACUAUCUGCCUUCAACCCGAGAGCUGCUGUGUGUCAGGCUGCAGGGAGGAAGUCUCCAUUCCUAGGACAGAGGCCCUUGAGCACAGGGCUGCCUUCUUGCUGCCUGGAUCUCACCAUCUUUGCACAGCUCUGAUAGAAUCGAUGCUUUCUGUUCAGAGCCAGUACCUUGCAGAGGCAGUUUCUUGGGCCGGUUGGUUCCUGGAGUGACUGGAGUCCUUGACCCCUUAAGCCAGGCUUCACUGCAGCUGUGCCAGGCAGCUCCCUGCAGCUUGGCCUCAGCCACUUGUCAGGAAAGAUUGCUAUGAGUGUUUGCUAGCCAGAGGAAGAGACCUCGUGGGCUUUAUAAACAUCCCAUCAGACGUUUCAGAUGGAUCCUCACACCUGGUGGAGCAAAAACAGUCCUAGUACCAUCAGGAAAUUGGGAGAGGAAGGCCUGAGGUGGCUGCCAGGACUUGGGAAGGCCAUCUGUGAAAAGGACUGACUGCCCAGGAGGAAGGAAGGGAGGAAAGCUACCCAGAGGAGCACUGAGAGGGUUGAGAUUUCACCACCUGCUUCACAAGGGGGGAGCACAAGCAGCCUCCUGUAAAGGGGAGGGUCAGCCAUAGCAAAGACAGAAGUUGAACUUCCAGUCCCUGCCUAGAUCUGGACUGGGCAAGCUUCUGCUCCAUGUUAAUGGACACAGGAAUAGUUGGUAUGGCCUGAUAUAUUCAGUGUCCACCAGGCCUUGUUGGGCCUGCAACAGAACAAGAAGAAAAAUGACUGAGUUGGACCAGCUGCUGGUGAUGGGUGGCAGGGGCCUGGCCCUAUGCUCUCCGAGAGGUCUGCUUUGGGAGAUGAUCGUAUAGGCUGCUGCUUUUUCUUGGUCUCUGCCCAGAUCCCAGCUGGCAGUCCACAGAUGAUGGCCCGUUGGGGAGGUGUUGUCCUGUCUGUAAAGGAAAUUCAUCCCCUGCAAGGCUGGGAAUGCUUUGCUUCUAAAUCAAGAGGUUGGAAACAUCAGGCUGUUAAAAUGAUCAGAGCCUAACAGGACUAGAAAUUAAAACCAAAGGCUUUUGCAGCUGGAAUGGAGUUUAGAGAACAUCUCCUCUCCUUUUACAGAUAAGGAAACAGACCCAGGGAUUAAGUGACUUGGUCCAAGUCACACCACAAGUUAGUGGCAAAGCUGGGACUGACUCCAUUCCUGUCAGUUGGGUAACACUAUUUAGUCCUAAAGCUGAAUGGUGAUGAUCCCCCUGUGGGGGAUUAAGCUGGCAUGACCUCCAGCAGUGUCUGAGCAGCUUGUACUUUCAGGGGUGUGACAAGGGUGCCUGGGCUUGGGUUGUGGAGCGGCUGAGAGACAGCCCAGGAGGGCUCAGGACAGCUGUGUGCUGCAUGGGGUUGGGUGUCUACCUGGCUUGCACUCAGUACCCAUGGCCACCUCCCCAUUUUCUGUGCCUUAUCUCACUGUUUCAGCUGAGUCCAAGUUGUUUACUCUGUUUCUCUUCUGAGGGGCUCUUUGGCCUGGGUGGACAGCUCACCUUUGGGACAUAAGCCUUCGCUCCACAAGCUGUGGAGAGGGCCAAAACCAAGCUGCUUGAGCCCACUGUCUUGCCGAUACUCCAGGCCUGCCUGCCAGCUGUGGACCCCUUAUGCACACCCAGUUCUCCACACCUGCUUCCAGGAGCCUAGAGUGGGGAAGGUACCUGGGAGGAGCCCUGGCAACAGGCUGGACCUGACCUUUGGGGGCAGGAGAGGACCUGACUCUGUUGGGCUGUCCAACCAUUGGGGAGCAGCCUUCCCUACUUACCUGCCCUUUGCAGCACCAAAUGGUCUCUCUUUCCAGAGCAGGAACUGCCAGACUGCUCAAAGAUAGCCAGAACUCCUGAUCUCCACCCACGUGGGUCUGUGGCUUGAUGCAGGCAUCAGAACAGGGAUUCUAAAAAAUGGAGAAGUGGGACUACUCAGCCACACAGCGCCUUCCCACCCCUUAAGCAAGCACAAAGAUGAGGCAGAGAACUGUUGGAACUGAAAGUUCCUUUGGUUGCUCAAAACUCAGGUAUGUACGCCGUGUGGCAGCCGGGCAACAGAGCCCUACUUGACCUCCAGUCCCGUGUACCUGGAUCUGUGGCCAGAUUGUACUCUGGUUGCCUAAGGCGCCCGUCUCUUUGCAUAAGGUUCUCCUCCAUUUGUAACUACAGCUGAAACAGACAUCCUCCACAUUGUGCACACUGGUUCUGCCUUUGUCCUUUCAAGUUAUUACUUGGCAUAAGCAUGAAACUUGUGGGCGUGGGAGGGUUUAGAAUUCUAACACAAAACAUCCUAUAAAAAUUGUACUUGAGAGAUGAAAAAACUCCUGUUGUAUUUUGACAGAAUUAUUUUUAUUAAAAUACAAUCCAUGAACUGUCA
Choloepus didactylus (southern two-toed sloth) is the source of this 5233-nucleotide messenger RNA. It is a transcript of the gene RANBP10, whose product is annotated as RAN binding protein 10. The transcript has 14 exons. NCBI's taxonomy places the organism in Eukaryota, Metazoa, Chordata, Mammalia, Pilosa, Megalonychidae. The record is from RefSeq and is a predicted model, not a curated record. The coding region runs from base 23 to 1885 and encodes 620 amino acids. Gene Ontology annotation, molecular function: protein binding. Gene Ontology annotation, cellular component: cytoplasm. Gene Ontology annotation, biological process: cell surface receptor signaling pathway; cytoskeleton organization.